Messenger RNA from Cinara cedri, 1599 nucleotides. Lineage: Eukaryota; Metazoa; Arthropoda; Insecta; Hemiptera; Aphididae. The record is from the annotation of a GenBank genome assembly.
CUCUAAUCUUAAAUAAAAAUAAAAUAUAAAGUAAUAUCAAUCAUCAGGCAAUAUAAAUAGUUCCAGUACGAAUUUGGAGAUUAUGAAUUUCUUACUACUCCUGGACAAAGUACAUUAUUUAUCCACAAUCUAUUCGUUGGUCAAUAAAAUUCUUAUUUCUGAAUUAGGUAAUUGAUCAAUUCAUUUUAAAAUUAAAUAUAAACUAUAACUAAAAACUAUUAACACUUAACUAUAACUAGUAGCCAUUUAAAUGCAGUAUAAUUUAUAAUUUUUGUUUUUUUAUUAAAUAUUGUUAUUUAUUUUUUAAUACUCAUUUAGAACUGUACAAAAACUGCUUACAAUACUUUUAAAUAUAAUUAUAAUUAUUAAUUUACAUUAGAAUAUAAUAUUAUUUUUGUGAUAGUUGCAUAAUUAAAAUGGGAAUUUUUAUAUUUUAAAGUUGGUCUUUCCGCAUUUUCGGCGAUUUUUAUUAGAACAACAUUAGUGGUAAAAAUCAAUCAUACAUAAUGGUUCGGAGUCGGAAAACAAUGUUUCGCGAGCGGCGCCGGUGCGAAGGGAACGAUCGGAGCGGUCGAGACGUCGAGUCGAACGGAGCUGUGGCCGAUGACUGUUGAACGCCGACGGCGAGGGUAGUGUCCAACGUCCGCCGCGAGUGACGCACAGCGGGAAGCAGAAAUGUGGCGCGAAACCCGCCCCAAUACCAUGGCUAUGGAUACUAUAAAUUGUAUAGAUACUAUAUACUAUAGUAUAAUAUAUUAUAAAUGUAUCUGUAGCCAUGAUAAUAUAUAUUCAACUAUAUGACGUACAUAAGAUAAUUUAUGUCAAGGUUUAUAUUUAAUAAUAUAGAUAUUAACUAUAAAUCUAAUCUAAAUCUAAACUAUAAAUUUCCGCCCAAUUUUGAAAUGUAAACUUAGUUUAAAAAACAAAAUUCUCAUAUACAAAGUUAUACUAGCUCCCAUUUGGACAUACGGCAUCCAAAUAUGGGGACAGGCCAAGCCGUCUAACAUCCGCCCACUAGAAGCUUUNAUGGUAUGUCACAAACCAAAACCUACAUAACGAUUUACAUAUUCAAACACCAAAAAGAUUAGCCCAUCAAUACUAUAAAAUUUUUCACAACAAACUAUCAAAAAAUAAGAACCCUCUUAUCUCUCAAAUGUCCUCUCUAACUAUACCAGGAAACCCUACCAGACGACUAAAAAGAAAAUGGCCUAGAGACUCCUUAAACCAAUAAAAAAACAAAACAAAAAACAAAUAAAAAUUAUGUAAAUAUUCAAGUUCAGAGGUGCUACUAAUGAGUAGUUUCCUCAAAAACGUCCUCAUAUUAUGUAAAAUAUUCCCGUUUUAAAACAUUUACUUAUUGUACUUCUUAAGUAUAGAUUAUAAAUAAGCUGUAUUAUUAAUAAAAAAAAAAAAUUAUAAAUCUUGAAUUUAUGUGGUACAACUUCCAGACAAUAAAAAACGGUUUAUAUCACUUUUAAAAUAAAUGGUUUUAUCAGUACCUGUCUACCUGGAAUAAACGACACUGUUAACUUAUUAAUAUUAGAGAUGGCUAUUUUAAAAUGUAUACCUAGGUUAUAAUGAUUUAAUGUGGUGUGUGGA